Messenger RNA from Colletotrichum navitas, 880 nucleotides. RefSeq lists its product as uncharacterized. The coding region runs from base 1 to 876 and encodes 291 amino acids. The transcript is spliced from 4 exons. Lineage: Eukaryota; Fungi; Ascomycota; Sordariomycetes; Glomerellales; Glomerellaceae. The record is from RefSeq and is a predicted model, not a curated record.
AUGUUCUCCCGCGCCACCCUCCUGCUCCUCCUCCUCACCCCGGCCACCCUCGCCGCGGCCACCCCGAACUGCCACGCGGCGGCCGUCCGGUGCCCCGUCGUCUUCGACGGCCGCGUCCCCGCCGCCGCGACCCCGCGGGACUUCGACACGGCCUCAGGCGGCGGCUGGAACCCCUACAACCCGGGCUACGUCAAGGGCGAGGGCCUGCUGUGGUCCGACAUCGAGGCCGUACCCUCGUCGCGCUUCGACGCCGGCGGGGGCACGCGCCCACUCGAGGUGACAGUCUCGGACAGGAGCAUCUUCAUGGGUCAGCGCGGCUUCCGGCGCGCCGGCCUGCAGUUCGCGGCGGACGCCAACGUCGGCAGCCCCGCCGCCGCGGGGGUCAAGACGCUGCAUUUCAGUGUGCGGCAGGACGCGGCGCGGCCGCUGAACCUGACGCACGAGUAUCUCAACGUCUGGCAUGAGACGGCGGCAUACGACGCGAACCAGUUCAAUUUCCAGACGGGCACCCUCAUCGGCCGGGAGGGGCUGCUGCCGAAAGACACCUUCAAGCUGUUGGACCGGGACAACAAGCUCCUCUGGUCGACGCCCGUGGCGACGGACGGCUCGUGGCAGAACUUUGCCCUGACGUUGGACUUUUCCAAAAAUACCAUCCAAGUCUGGUACUCCGCCGGCGGCGCCCGGCUCGCCAGUCAGGGCGGCGCCAUCCCGGCCAACCUCGCCGGGGACGGGCAAUACCAGAUCGGCAUCUUGAAGAAACCGACGGGCACCAGCGAUGUGGUAAACUCGGGGUAUCAGUCGAGCAACUUGGACGAGGGCCAGAUCUACGGAGGCAUCUUCAUUGAAGACAGCGCCGACGGGUGCGUGUCAAUUUAAGCCU